Stegodyphus dumicola is the source of this 1161-nucleotide messenger RNA. It is a transcript of the gene bys, whose product is annotated as Bystin. Gene Ontology annotation, molecular function: snoRNA binding. Gene Ontology annotation, cellular component: cytoplasm; preribosome, small subunit precursor; nucleolus. Gene Ontology annotation, biological process: rRNA processing. The record is from RefSeq and is a predicted model, not a curated record. NCBI's taxonomy places the organism in Eukaryota, Metazoa, Arthropoda, Arachnida, Araneae, Eresidae.
UUAAAGCUUGUAGAUAACAAACUCACAAGAAAAAUCUUAAAGCAAGUUAAAAAGCAACAGGAAGAUCUUGAAGAAGAAGUGGGAUUAAAAGGUUCUGACAGCAAAGCACGGGUGCCACAUUUGCUGAUUGAUGAUGGACUGGAUGAUGAUGAUGAUGAUGAAAGCAUAAAUGGAAGUGAAUGUCUGGAAGAAAUUAAAAUCAGUGAAGAAGAUGAAAAGGCUUUGGAAAAUUUUAUGUGUAAAGAUCCACAAAAAAAAGCAACUUUAGCUGAUAUUAUUAAAGAAAAGUUAACUGAGAAGCAAACUGAAAUACAGUCCGUGUAUUCAGAUGCUGGAAGCUUGAGACAAGAAGAUUUGGAGAAAAUAGCACCUAUGUAUAAAGGAGUUGCCCAAGUACUUUCACGUUACCGUAGUGGAAAAAUACCCAAAGCUUUCAAAGUUGUUCCAAAACUGACAAAUUGGGAGCAAAUUUUAUAUCUUACAGAACCUGAUAAGUGGACAGCUGCAGCUAUGUAUCAAGCUACUCGUCUUUUUUCAUCCAAUUUGAAAGACAAAAUGGCACAAAGGUUCUACAAUUUGGUUUUGCUUCCCCGUUUACGUGAUGACAUCGCAGAAUGCAAGACUUUAAAUUUUCAUCUUUAUCAGGCACUGAAAAAAUCUUUGUUCAGGCCUGCUGCAUUCUUCAAAGGCAUUAUUCUGCCACUUUGCGAAUCAGGAACAUGCACUUUACGAGAAGCUACAAUUUUUGGUAGUGUGUUGGCUAAAUGUUCCAUUCCUGUUCUCCACUCAAGUGCAGCUUUAUUGAGAAUUGCAGAAAUGGAUUACAAUGGUGCCAACAGCAUUUUUAUGAGAAUUUUGCUGGAAAAGAAGUAUGCAUUGCCCUUCCGUGUCGUAGACGCUGUUGUGGCCCAUUUUCUGAGGUUUGUAGAUGAUAAGAGAGAGCUUCCUUUGUUGUGGCAUCAGUGUUUACUAACAUUUGCUCAGAUAUAUAAAAAUGAUAUAUCUGCAGAGCAGCAGAAUGGAUUACUGCAUUUGCUUACAGUUCAUCACCAUCCUCAUGUGACUCCUGAAAUACGCAGAGAAUUGCAAAGCAGUAGUUACAGGAAUUCUGAAAAUUGUAUAGAUAUGGAAAAAAGUUAAUAAAAUUUAUUAUUUAUGUUA